Messenger RNA from Halichondria panicea, 2839 nucleotides. Its product is annotated as E3 ubiquitin-protein ligase TRIM71-like. Bases 574 to 2775 code for a protein of 733 amino acids. The record is from RefSeq and is a predicted model, not a curated record. The transcript has a single exon. Gene Ontology annotation, molecular function: zinc ion binding; protein binding. NCBI's taxonomy places the organism in Eukaryota, Metazoa, Porifera, Demospongiae, Suberitida, Halichondriidae.
UUAUAGUGUGCUAAUCAAGCUCUAACUCUGCAACAGUUGAACCAAUCGCUACUUGUCAUAUAUCAUUUUGAUCAGAAAAGACUGUAGAAUAAGCUAGUGAGCAAAGCUAUUGCAUGCAGUGUAGUUUGAAUUUCCUGCGAAAUCACUAUUGAGAGAUGCUAGACAACAGCUACUAGGAGUAUAAAGGAUCUAGGGUAGCUACCUGGACGUACCUAGCUAGCUAGCUGUACGUACGUACGUACAUCUGACCAGUACAGUAUCACCAUAGUAUUAAAAGUAAGUGCAGAGGUCAACGUAUUCUACUCAUUAAUAUGAAAGUUCAAAGGUCAAAUCUUGCAAAAAAAUUCGCUUCCGGCGAGGCUGCCCUCUUACGGGGCUUCACCCUUUUCUAGCUAGCCCCCCCCUUUUGUUUUUCCUGGAUCCGCCCCUGCUUAGUGCAAAAUAUUAUUCACAGAUUCAACAUUCUUGUAUACUCAAUUUCUAGGGAAGUUGCUAUUUAAUUUUUUAUAUUAGAAUAUAGUUUCAUGCUUUUAUAAAUGUUGUACAAAUGCAUUCCCCAGAUCUUAACUAACGAUGGCCGAAGGACCUGAUCCAGUUGUUGCUGAUCUCGAGCAAGAAGUGACCUGUGGCAUCUGUCAUGACCGCUACCAGGAGCCAAAGCUGCUCCCUUGUUGUCACUACUACUGCAAGCAAUGCAUCCUCACACUCUCCAGUCGCUACCGACCCAACCAGCCGUUCCCCUGCCCCGACUGUCGUGAGCCCACUCUAUUGCCAGACAACAACCCAGACAGACUGACCACUGCGUUCUUUAUCAACCGGAUGAAAGCACUCCACUCGAGGAUGGAGAAAGCCCAUGGCAAGUUGGAGACCACUUGUGAAAUGUGCUCUGGGGGAAAGGCCACUGCAUUCUGCCGACAGUGUGUCAAUUUCAUCUGUGAGGAUUGUGUAAGACCUCAUCAACGUAUGAAAGUGUUUGCUACACAUAUCGUCUCCACUCUGGACGAGCUCAAACAAGGCGGAGUCAAAGAACUAACAUUCGAAAACCCACCACCCCCAAAAUGCAAAGAUCACGAAGAGCCAAAAAAGAUUUUCUGUUUCGAUUGCAACAAGCUUAUCUGUCGAGACUGUAUCGUUAUUGAACACGCUGGACACAAUUACGAAUUUGUAAAGAAAGCCGCCCCCGCAACUCGCAAAAAGCUGACGGAGCACCUCUCCCCACUCAAGAACCUACUGCCUGAUCUGAGCACCGCUGUGAAUCAAGUGAAAGGAACUAAACAGAAGAUCCAGGCCCAGAAAGAACUGACAGAGAGACAAGUGAAUGCCAAGUUCCAGGAGCUACACGAUAUUCUCGAUCGAUGCAAGGUCCAUGUUUUACGAGAAUCUUCUGCUUUGGCUGAUUCAAAGAUGGAGAAGCUGACAGUUCAAGAGAAGGGUCUGGACCUGUCCCUGGGCACUGCUCAGAGUUUGAUUGACUUUGUAGAGCGUACACUGGAGAAUGCAAGUGAUGAAGAACUGAUUACGAUGCAAGAGCAGGUGGUGAGUCGAAUCGAUGCCGAGGUGUUGAAGCGAGGGAAGGAAGCAGCCAAUCCUGAUCCAGUGGAGAAAGAUGAUUUUGGAGUCGAAGUGUUUGUUUGUGAGGAUCUCAAGAAGUUGUGUGAGAACAAUGUGAGAGUGUAUGAUGGUAAAGUGGAUCCAGCAAAGUGCACUGUGGAAGGAGAUGGAGCUAGAACUGCUGAAAUCGAUAAACCUAACAAUUUUUCGAUUCUUGUGGAAUGUAAUACACAAUUAAAGCAUCCUACAAUACAAGUGGCUCUAAAAUCGCUAGUUGAUCAAUCCUCUCAACAGCUACAAGCAGUGCCUGUGAGGGGUGGAGUGUACAGCGUUGAGUACACCCCUAGGAUACGUGGUCGACACCACCUCCUGAUCUCAGUAGACGACCAGCCCAUCCCAGGAAGCCCCUUCUCUGUGUUCGUCAAAAUACCCCCCACCAAGCUGGACAAACCUGUGAGGGUGAUGAGAGGAAUCAACAUCCCUCGAUAUAUGGCAUUCAAUUCGUCAGAAGAACUGAUUGUAACUGACUUUGAGGGUGAUGUUUUGGUGUUUGACAAGAAAGGAAAACAAAUUCGAAGCAUCAGCAAAUCAAAGCACGGGUUUGGCGGUAUCUCUGGCGUGGCAGUAGACAAGGAGGACAACAUCUAUGUCUCUGACUGGAGCAAACACUGUGUGUACAAGUUCAACAAAAGAGGAGAUCUGCUGAAGAGGUUUGGGACGAUUGGAAGUGGUCCAAAGGAACUCAACUGCCCUCGAGGGAUAGCAGUCGCUGGUGAUCAAGUGUUUGUGUGCGAUCGGAGUAAUCACAGAGUCCAAGUGUUGACGACAGAGCUGGAGCCAGUCAAGCAGAUUGGUUCAUACGGAACUGGUAAUGAGCAUUUUAACGGACCAGAGGAUGUUGCUGUGGACAAUGAACAAAUGAUGUAUGUCACUGACUGUUAUAAUCAUCGUGUUCAAGUGCUCACUAUGGAUGGUCGGUUUAUUCGCUCGAUUGGAAAGAAAGGAAAUGGACAAGGAGAACUGUCUUCCCCUUGUGGUGUGUGUGUCACUGGUUUUGUUUAUGUUGCUGAUUCUAACAAGCGUGUGUCAGUGUUCACUAAAGACGGUCAGUUUGUCACAUCAUUUGGUAAUGCUCAUAUCACUAAUCUUUAUCUUUAUGGAGUAGCUGUGGACAGUGAUGGUUUUGUUUAUGUGCACAGUCAUGAAUCUGUUGUUAUAUUUUAGUUAUUAUUUGUGUGUGUGGGCAGUAGCAAUCUGUGUUUUAUGAUAAUUUACUUUUGAUUGAGAA